Messenger RNA from Closterium sp. NIES-67, 2095 nucleotides. The record is from the annotation of a GenBank genome assembly. NCBI's taxonomy places the organism in Eukaryota, Viridiplantae, Streptophyta, Zygnematophyceae, Desmidiales, Closteriaceae.
UCCGGGCUGCGGGUGAUACUUGGGGGGGGUCUGCUGGGGGUGCGGGAGCAGCAGGGGGUGGGUCUGCAGAUGUGCCACCUCGAUCCCCUCGGGCUUACGUUCGCUUUGCGGAUUCUCCGGCUGUUCUGGGUGGGGACAGCAGCCACAGCAGCAGCAGUGGCAUUGGUGACGGGGAUAGGGGAGAAAAAACAGCAGCAGCUGCAGCAGGUGGGUUCAGGGAAGGUGUAACCAAGGAAGGCUCACCUGGUCCAUCAUCGCCCCACGGCCCAUCCAAGCUGGGUCCUGGUGCCAUCAACAGCAGCAGCACAGAGGGGGCCUCUGCCUCCCUAGAUCGCCCAGUGAGUCCCCUCGGCCUAUCGCAGCAGUCCGCGCCAUCCAUUACAAUCACACCUCCCUCUCACGCCCGCGUGGCAUCCACCUUCCGAGCCCCCGUCCCCCCCGCCCUGCUCUCCCCCACCUGCGUGGUUUUCGACGCCACACCCAAGUCCCCCGCCCCUGUGGCUAGCUUGCAGCGGCUCAAUGCGCGGAAGGAGACGCGUGACGAGCCGUUUGUCACAACAGAAGGGUUGCAAGCACAGGCAUUGGCACAGGCCCAGGCCCAGGCGAUGAAAGCACAAGCAGAAGCACAGGCAGAGGCAGAAGCACAGGCACAGUCACAAGAGUUGCGCGGCUGCAAGCACUGCCGUCCUUCUCUCUAGACGGCUCAUGUGGUAGAGAAGGCAGGUUGCUUCCUCCCUGCCUCCAGAGCUCCGUCCCGCCACUCCUCCUGCUGCUGUGGCUGCUGCUGCUUCCGCCUCUCCUGUGCCUCCCUCUCUUCUGCUUCUGCCCCACAUGCCUCUCCCCAUGGCACCUCCCUCUCGUCAAGCCCUCGCCCCUCUACUGCUCCAUCCUCCUCCUCUCGCCCCACCACCCCUUCUUCCCGCCCCACCACUCCACCUCUAAAAACCUCACUGCCUUUCCUCUUAGGCUCUUCCUCUAGCCUUUCCUCUGGUUCGCUCUUGUCCAAUCGGCCCUCGGAUGCAGUCACAUGCGAGUGCACCACGGGGCUAGGCAUGCGCAGGGACAGGCUCAGGAGCGUGUGGGUGGAGAGGGAUGAGGAGGAGUGGGAGGGGGAGGGUGCAGGAGAGGAGGAUGGGAGGAGCCUAAGAGACGGGGCGGGGGAGGGGCAACGCCCCCUAGAUCGAGGAGGAAUUCGUUAAGUCGGAGUAUCGGAGGCGCGCUGAGGGUGCUGCAGAGGGGGAGGAGCGAGCAGGAGAGAGGGAGGCACAGCAGCCUGAGGAGCAGUAAUUUAAGCACAAGUAUUGGCAGCAGUGGGAGUGGUGGUGCUGGCAGUUUUGAUGGGCGAGGGAGCAUGCUAGGUGGUGGCGGUGGUGGCGGAAGUAGUGGUGCCGGCGGUGGUGGUGGCAGAGGUGGCAGCGGCGGUGGCGGCGGUGGUGGUGGCGGUGGUGGUAGCGGUAGCAGUGCUAGUGGAUUUGGUGGUGGUGGUAGUGCUAGUGGUGCAGUAAGUGCUGCUGGUGGUGGUGCGAGUGGUGCUGCUGCUGGUAGAGGUCCUGCUGGUGCUGGUGGUAGUGCUGCUAGUGGCACAGUAAGUGCUGCUGGUAGUGAUCCUGCUGCUGCUCCAAGAGGCUUAGCCACUGGUGGCCAUUACAACAAAAGAAGCACUGGCGAUGUUAGUGUCGUAAGUGGGGGAAGGAGUAGUGUGACCGGUGGUGGGAGCAUUGGCGCUGGAAGCAUGGGCGGUGUUAGCACGCUUGGUGCUUCAAGCAGCACCACACAUCACCAUUCCGGUGGAAUCAGCUCCGGAAGCGCGGACAGUAAAAUCCCGUAUGGAUUUGAGCGUCCUUUGCCUGUAGUCAAGCGACCAAGUAGUAGCGGAGGUAGGAGGCCAGCAACUAGUGGUGCUAGAAAUGGCGAGGCUUUAUCAAAGCUGAUAACGACGAGCCCGCGGAGCUAAGGCGAGCAUCUACAAGAGGAUAGCUCCACAGGAUAGGAGUAGUAGUUAUGUGAGCUUUGGGUUGUUGUGGAUGUGUUCCACUUUUGUGUUGGGUUGCUAUUUACUGUAAAUGAUUUAGUUACGGACUCUUGGCUAGGCAAA